Lacerta agilis (Sand lizard) is the source of this 2294-nucleotide messenger RNA. Its product is annotated as matrix metalloproteinase-17-like. Gene Ontology annotation, biological process: collagen catabolic process; extracellular matrix organization; proteolysis. The record is from RefSeq and is a predicted model, not a curated record. The transcript has 11 exons. NCBI's taxonomy places the organism in Eukaryota, Metazoa, Chordata, Lepidosauria, Squamata, Lacertidae. Gene Ontology annotation, cellular component: extracellular matrix. Bases 359 to 2206 code for a protein of 615 amino acids. Gene Ontology annotation, molecular function: zinc ion binding; metalloendopeptidase activity.
GGAUUCCCUCCACUGAAGGCAGAGCGGAAUUGGAGCAAAGUUCUUCUUGGGGGACCAGUCAGGAGGAGGGGAGCGUGUUGGCCCUUCUGAACACCCAUUUCCUCCAUUGAGGCUCUGAUGCGGGAGGUGACGUUUGCAGCUGGAGGAAUGCAUUUGUGCCCACGUCCCAACCUCAGGAACGAAACGGCAGCUUUUCUAGAUCCCCAGCCUGGAAUCGGAGCUUACGGCAAGGCUUUUCAAACAAAAUCAGCGAGAAUGGCUGGAUUGUGAAGGCUGCUUUUGGAGCCGUUCAUUUUAGACUUGGGAGAAUUGGUGAGCCAGGGGGGCCUACUCAAAGCAGCGUUGUUUUGCUAACUAGAUGGAGACUGGGAAAGGGCAUUUGCCCAAGAAACUUCCCAUGAAGCAACGCCGCCAGCUGGAAUGCAGGCAGGAGACUAAGCUGUUGCCUUUCCCUGGGUUCUUGGUUCUGCUCCUGCUGCUGCUGCUUCUGGCUUUGCCAUCCUUUGCCCAUCCUGGGCCCACUCCCACCGAUGAGAGCGGAGAGAUUGUGGAGUGGCUGACCCAGUAUGGAUACCUUCCUCCAGCGGAUCCCAUAACAGGCCAGUUGCAGACUUGGGAGGCAGUGACCAGUGCCAUCCGUGUAAUGCAACGUUUUGCAGGCAUUGCGGAGACUGGGAUUCCAGACGAUGCCACGUUGGCUCUGAUCCGAAUGCCCCGCUGUUCGCUUCCUGACGUUAUCAGCACCUUCCCAGAGAAGCUUCCUCUGCGGAAGAGCAGGAGCAGGAAAAGGCGGAAGAGAAGGAAGAGUCGGAGCAAGCGGAGCGCAGGCUCGGUUUGGACGAAGCGGAACAUUUCCUGGAAAGUGAAGACCUACCCACGGGAAGCCCGCCUCAGCCGAGAGACCAUUCGCGUAUUGAUGUAUUAUGCCUUGAAGGUAUGGAGUGAAGCUACACCCUUGAACUUCCACGAGGUGGGCAGCCACACGGCUGACAUCUCUGUGGAGUUCCUCCGCCUGGACCACCAUGAUGGCUACCCUUUCGACGGGCCGGGUGGAAUGGUCGCUCAUGCCUUCUUUCCUGGAGACCCUCAGAGGGCUGGCAACGUCCACUUUGAUGGCGACGAGGAAUGGACGUUCCGUUCACCAGAUGACUUUGGCACCGACCUUUUUGCUGUGGCAGUUCACGAGUUUGGCCACAGCCUUGGGCUAGCACAUUCACCCUCCAAGCAUUCCAUCAUGCGCCCAUACUACCAGGGACCAGUGGGAGACCCACUGCAAUACCAGCUGCAUGCGGAUGACCGGACUGAGAUACAGAAGCUUUAUGGAAGUCGAGUUCUUCAUUCUACGGAGGAGCCAGAGUUAACCUCGCUGCUCCCAGAUCUUCUCUCCUUGCCGCACGACUUCCCUGCCCUCAGGUCCGGGAAGGAAUUCCCCGAUCGCUGCUCCUCCAACAUUGACGCUGUCACUCAGAUCAGAGGUGAAACGUUCUUUUUCAAAGGUCAGUACUUCUGGCGCCUGACUCAAGGUCGUCACCUCACCUCUCUGCGCCCAGCCUUGAUCACCGGCUUCUGGCGAGGCCUGCCUUCCACCCUCCGCAAAGUAGACGCCGUUUAUGAGAGACACAUAGAUCAUCGCAUCCUCUUCUUCAGCGGACCUCUCUACUGGGUAUUUAAGGACAACAGUGUUGAAGAGGGCUACCCCCGCCCUGUCACAGACUUUGGGCUGCCCCAGGGGGGCAUCGAUGGUGCUUUCUCGUGGCCUGCUGACAGGAAAACCUAUUUCUUCAAGGGAGAUCUGCACUGGUGCUAUGAUGAAGCCACAGCGCACAUGGAAGAAGGAUUCCCCGUCCACAGAGAACCCUGGGAGCACUUCCCCACCUCCGUAGAUGCUGUGCUGAGUGAGAACGAUGGAACACUGUAUGCCUUUAAGGGCAGGGAGUACUGGAAGUUUGAGCCACGCAACCUCAAGCCCCAGACUGGCUACCCUCGUUCCAUAGCUAAGGACUGGCUGGAUUGCACAGGAGAACUGUACCCUCCCCGGAGCCUGCCUACCAGCCCUGCGUCAGGAGCUGAACGCCAGCCAGACUUGCGGGGCCCGCAGCUCGAGGUGGAACGAUGUGUGUGCUUUUGCUCCGCCUUCCGUGUGAUGUCGUGGGGCUUGCUCAGCUGCCUGCUGGCGGCUCUCCUGGCACUGCAAGGAUUUGCCUAGGAAGGAGACAGAACCUCGCCUGGUGAUCACUUUGCUCCACAAGGAUCCUCGGCAGCACCGACCCCAAUUGCCACGUUGCGCGUCCGUG